AUGUGCAAGUGUGGAAAGACAUGCUCCAGGGUGUCUGUCGGAGUGGGCUUGUUGCUUACCAUCGCGGGCAUUGCCUUGCUGCUAGUUGGUGCAAUGGGAUUGAGCAGCCUGAGCAUCAACGUGAGCGCGGGGAUCGAUGGCAUGAUGACCGGCACCCUUUCCGCCCCAGCCGACGUUCAGUGCCCAUAUUUGAUCUUCGUUGAGAAGGACGUUGAUUGCGCAGCUUUUCAAAGCUCAGCCACUUUUGUGAGCACCGUGGCCACCCUGGACACCAACAUUUGCGGCGACGGCGAGCUCCCCGAGGAUGGUGUCCACCGUGCGCCGUCGCGCGGUCAGCGCACCUUGAAUGAUCUUGACUGGACCAUUGGAGCUUCCGAGACAAAGCUCACCGACUUGAAGCUGGCCGCCCAGGUCAGCUUCACCGCAGAGGGCGACGCCUCCAUCACCAGCAGCGAGAGCAUGUGGUCCAUGCAGCUUUGCGAGGUCUUUGAAGAGGUCUUCGCCGUGGCGGGCCGCUCCAUCAUCAUGAUCGCUUGUGGCGCAGUGCUCCUCGUUGCUGGCCUCCUGACCUGCUUGAUCGGCCUCUGCUGCUGUUGCUGCUGCGGCGCCAAGGAGUGA
This is a messenger RNA of Symbiodinium pilosum, 618 nucleotides long. The record is from the annotation of a GenBank genome assembly. Lineage: Eukaryota; Dinophyceae; Suessiales; Symbiodiniaceae.